Homo sapiens (human) is the source of this 2658-nucleotide messenger RNA. RefSeq names its product tumor protein p53 (gene TP53). Lineage: Eukaryota; Metazoa; Chordata; Mammalia; Primates; Hominidae. Gene Ontology annotation, molecular function: MDM2/MDM4 family protein binding; chromatin binding; RNA polymerase II transcription regulatory region sequence-specific DNA binding. Gene Ontology annotation, biological process: negative regulation of cell population proliferation; circadian behavior; positive regulation of programmed necrotic cell death. The transcript is spliced from 12 exons. Gene Ontology annotation, cellular component: site of double-strand break; mitochondrial matrix; cytosol. The coding region runs from base 156 to 1181 and encodes 341 amino acids. The record is from RefSeq and is marked reviewed.
AUUCGUGAGGGGUUUGUAAUGCAGGGCUGAGGAGUGUCCGAAGAGAAUGGGCAGGUGAGCGGUGAGACAGUUGUUCUUCCAGAAGCUUUGCAGUGAAAGGAAUCAAAGAAAUGGAGCCGUGUAUCAGCAGCCAGACUGCCUUCCGGGUCACUGCCAUGGAGGAGCCGCAGUCAGAUCCUAGCGUCGAGCCCCCUCUGAGUCAGGAAACAUUUUCAGACCUAUGGAAACUACUUCCUGAAAACAACGUUCUGUCCCCCUUGCCGUCCCAAGCAAUGGAUGAUUUGAUGCUGUCCCCGGACGAUAUUGAACAAUGGUUCACUGAAGACCCAGGUCCAGAUGAAGCUCCCAGAAUGCCAGAGGCUGCUCCCCCCGUGGCCCCUGCACCAGCAGCUCCUACACCGGCGGCCCCUGCACCAGCCCCCUCCUGGCCCCUGUCAUCUUCUGUCCCUUCCCAGAAAACCUACCAGGGCAGCUACGGUUUCCGUCUGGGCUUCUUGCAUUCUGGGACAGCCAAGUCUGUGACUUGCACGUACUCCCCUGCCCUCAACAAGAUGUUUUGCCAACUGGCCAAGACCUGCCCUGUGCAGCUGUGGGUUGAUUCCACACCCCCGCCCGGCACCCGCGUCCGCGCCAUGGCCAUCUACAAGCAGUCACAGCACAUGACGGAGGUUGUGAGGCGCUGCCCCCACCAUGAGCGCUGCUCAGAUAGCGAUGGUCUGGCCCCUCCUCAGCAUCUUAUCCGAGUGGAAGGAAAUUUGCGUGUGGAGUAUUUGGAUGACAGAAACACUUUUCGACAUAGUGUGGUGGUGCCCUAUGAGCCGCCUGAGGUUGGCUCUGACUGUACCACCAUCCACUACAACUACAUGUGUAACAGUUCCUGCAUGGGCGGCAUGAACCGGAGGCCCAUCCUCACCAUCAUCACACUGGAAGACUCCAGUGGUAAUCUACUGGGACGGAACAGCUUUGAGGUGCGUGUUUGUGCCUGUCCUGGGAGAGACCGGCGCACAGAGGAAGAGAAUCUCCGCAAGAAAGGGGAGCCUCACCACGAGCUGCCCCCAGGGAGCACUAAGCGAGCACUGCCCAACAACACCAGCUCCUCUCCCCAGCCAAAGAAGAAACCACUGGAUGGAGAAUAUUUCACCCUUCAGGACCAGACCAGCUUUCAAAAAGAAAAUUGUUAAAGAGAGCAUGAAAAUGGUUCUAUGACUUUGCCUGAUACAGAUGCUACUUGACUUACGAUGGUGUUACUUCCUGAUAAACUCGUCGUAAGUUGAAAAUAUUAUCCGUGGGCGUGAGCGCUUCGAGAUGUUCCGAGAGCUGAAUGAGGCCUUGGAACUCAAGGAUGCCCAGGCUGGGAAGGAGCCAGGGGGGAGCAGGGCUCACUCCAGCCACCUGAAGUCCAAAAAGGGUCAGUCUACCUCCCGCCAUAAAAAACUCAUGUUCAAGACAGAAGGGCCUGACUCAGACUGACAUUCUCCACUUCUUGUUCCCCACUGACAGCCUCCCACCCCCAUCUCUCCCUCCCCUGCCAUUUUGGGUUUUGGGUCUUUGAACCCUUGCUUGCAAUAGGUGUGCGUCAGAAGCACCCAGGACUUCCAUUUGCUUUGUCCCGGGGCUCCACUGAACAAGUUGGCCUGCACUGGUGUUUUGUUGUGGGGAGGAGGAUGGGGAGUAGGACAUACCAGCUUAGAUUUUAAGGUUUUUACUGUGAGGGAUGUUUGGGAGAUGUAAGAAAUGUUCUUGCAGUUAAGGGUUAGUUUACAAUCAGCCACAUUCUAGGUAGGGGCCCACUUCACCGUACUAACCAGGGAAGCUGUCCCUCACUGUUGAAUUUUCUCUAACUUCAAGGCCCAUAUCUGUGAAAUGCUGGCAUUUGCACCUACCUCACAGAGUGCAUUGUGAGGGUUAAUGAAAUAAUGUACAUCUGGCCUUGAAACCACCUUUUAUUACAUGGGGUCUAGAACUUGACCCCCUUGAGGGUGCUUGUUCCCUCUCCCUGUUGGUCGGUGGGUUGGUAGUUUCUACAGUUGGGCAGCUGGUUAGGUAGAGGGAGUUGUCAAGUCUCUGCUGGCCCAGCCAAACCCUGUCUGACAACCUCUUGGUGAACCUUAGUACCUAAAAGGAAAUCUCACCCCAUCCCACACCCUGGAGGAUUUCAUCUCUUGUAUAUGAUGAUCUGGAUCCACCAAGACUUGUUUUAUGCUCAGGGUCAAUUUCUUUUUUCUUUUUUUUUUUUUUUUUUCUUUUUCUUUGAGACUGGGUCUCGCUUUGUUGCCCAGGCUGGAGUGGAGUGGCGUGAUCUUGGCUUACUGCAGCCUUUGCCUCCCCGGCUCGAGCAGUCCUGCCUCAGCCUCCGGAGUAGCUGGGACCACAGGUUCAUGCCACCAUGGCCAGCCAACUUUUGCAUGUUUUGUAGAGAUGGGGUCUCACAGUGUUGCCCAGGCUGGUCUCAAACUCCUGGGCUCAGGCGAUCCACCUGUCUCAGCCUCCCAGAGUGCUGGGAUUACAAUUGUGAGCCACCACGUCCAGCUGGAAGGGUCAACAUCUUUUACAUUCUGCAAGCACAUCUGCAUUUUCACCCCACCCUUCCCCUCCUUCUCCCUUUUUAUAUCCCAUUUUUAUAUCGAUCUCUUAUUUUACAAUAAAACUUUGCUGCCA